Colletotrichum aenigma is the source of this 252-nucleotide messenger RNA. RefSeq lists its product as uncharacterized. NCBI's taxonomy places the organism in Eukaryota, Fungi, Ascomycota, Sordariomycetes, Glomerellales, Glomerellaceae. The transcript is spliced from 2 exons. Bases 1 to 252 code for a protein of 83 amino acids. The record is from RefSeq and is a predicted model, not a curated record.
AUGGUUCAAAUGGCGCCCAUAUGGUUUUACUCGCUAGCGAGUUCCAUCCCCGUCAAGCGCGAGGUGCUCAACGAUGCUGCGGCACGGGCUUUGCGUUUCCAGUGGAGGAACCCAGCCGACAUCCUUUCCGUGCUCCUUCUCCUCGGCCCCGAAAUCUUGAAGAAUCGUGGUACACUCAUGCCAGCACCGGACGUAGAUGGUGUCAUGGUUGUUGGCGCCGACAGCACCCACCUCCGGAAUUCAUCAAGCUGA